This is a messenger RNA of Eruca vesicaria subsp. sativa (arugula), 513 nucleotides long. NCBI's taxonomy places the organism in Eukaryota, Viridiplantae, Streptophyta, Magnoliopsida, Brassicales, Brassicaceae. The record is from the annotation of a GenBank genome assembly.
UUCGGAACUAAAUUUUAAAUAUUAUAAUUUAAUCUAAAAGUAAAAUUACACAUAUAUAUACACAAAUACACCAUCGUCAUCUCUAUGGGUUCAGCAACGGCGGCACGGAUUCCGUCACCGGCUCCGGUUGAACGGCACCACGAUGACUCGGAGUGCUUCCAUCUGAAGCGACGAUUCCGAGUGGCUCCAUCUGAAGUGAUGACUCGAUCUAGUCCUGGAGCUACCGGUGUUGGCCUGAUACAUACAGCAUCUGCGGUUUCUCCGAUUCGUUACGCCACCACCACCUCCAGCGCGUAUGCUCCGUUACACCACCACUUCCCCUUCCCGUUUCAUUACUGGUCCUUCUUCUCAGAUCUGUAAACAAAACAAAAGUCAAUUAGAAAUAGCAUAAAAAGAUGAAAAGAAAGUAAACAAAGAGAGAUGUAAGAGGUAAAAAGAAAAAGAAAAGAAAGUGACGAGGAGAGAGUAGAGAACAAGAAAAGAUGAAGAGAUUGAAAAAAGGUUCAGACUGAG